Ricinus communis (castor bean) is the source of this 1118-nucleotide messenger RNA. RefSeq names its product auxin-responsive protein SAUR32. The transcript has a single exon. Lineage: Eukaryota; Viridiplantae; Streptophyta; Magnoliopsida; Malpighiales; Euphorbiaceae. Bases 450 to 824 code for a protein of 124 amino acids. The record is from RefSeq and is a predicted model, not a curated record. Gene Ontology annotation, biological process: response to auxin.
UAGAGUGCAAAAUAAAUGAAAACCCACCCAAGAUAUGACUAUUUCAGCUGUUCCCUGGCACUAGAAUAAACCCCUCUUUGUGUAUCAACUAAGCAAACCCCUGAACCCUUUCUCCAUACUUAGCUAGGACCAUCUCUGCCUUUCCCCUCUCUUGAUCCCUAUAUAUACAUCAAUUUCCAGUUCUAAAAAUACCUCUCCUUCUUUCUUCCUUGUUCAUAUGUUUUUCUUUUAUCUUUGAUCUUCAUUUAAUAUGACCAACAUACCUACAUCUCUUACAGAUUCUUGUCUUGCCCUCUUCAAGCUUGCCAUUUCUGGUUCUGAUCCCUGGCCAUUCUCUCUUGUUUUCUUGUAACCUUUACUCAAAACCGUAGCUUUCUUUCCACAAAAGCAAGGCUUUCUUCUUUUCUUUUUCUUGUUUCUUGAUUGUGCUUUCUGGGUUUUGUUGAGAUAUGGGUAGUGGAGACAAAAACCACUUGAAUUUCCAUAUCCACCUGCCACACCUUCAGUUUCACCACCACCACCACCCUCACCAUCAAGGCAAGAAAGAGUUGAAAGAUAUACCAAAAGGGUGCUUAGCUAUCCUGGUAGGACAAGGUGAAGAACAGCAAAGGUUUGUGAUUCCUGUAAUUUACAUGAAUCAUCCACUGUUCGUGGAGUUACUGAAAGAAGCUGAGGAAGAGUAUGGAUUUGAUCAGAAAGGCCCCAUCACCAUCCCAUGCCAUGUUGAGGAGUUUCGAAAUGUUCAAGGCAUGAUCGACAAGGAGAAUUCCCAUCCAGAUCACCACCACCAGCACCCCCCUCAUGUUUUGUGCUUUAGGGUUUGAUGUUAUCUUGGAAUUGUGCAAAGUUUAUUCUUUUCUUUUAAUUUUUUGUAUCAAUAAUUUUUAAUUAUUUUUCACCCACUGUGUACGAGUAAUUGCCAGAUCAUUAUAAUGAUAAUGACGAAAAUGCUAAGAUAUUGAGGAAAGAAAAAGUUUGAUUCUUUCUUCUUUUUGUUACAAAAGAAAGCCAUGUCUUGUAGUCUUUUAUAUAUCUUUCUCUGGAUUUACUAGAAGAGAGAAUAUUUAGAACAAAAAUGUCAAAUGUUUAUAUAUUAUAUUCUGAGUUUAUUAUUCUAA